AUGUCAUUAUAUCAUUACAUUGUUGGAUCAGAAAGAACACCCUGUUGGCGAGCGCGCCCGGAACGUGACCCUCGCAUGAACGAGGCUUUAGUGUGCCUGCCUGAGCGGGCCCGGUUAGGGGGACCCCCCGAGCGCGCGAGGGAGGGGAGGGCACGGGAAUGGCAGAGCACUGCACAAAGCAGUGGACAAAGCAGUGGACAAAGCAGUGGACAAAGCACUGCACAAAGCAGUGGACAAAGCAGUGGACAAAGCAGUGGACAAAGCACUGGACAAAUGUGCUCAGCCCAGCCCAGAUUAAAUGGAAAUAUAUUCAAACUGCCUGUUAUGGCUGAGCAAGGCCAUGAGUCGAUGGUCUCACAGUGUCCAAAAUGA
Fomitopsis serialis is the source of this 372-nucleotide messenger RNA. RefSeq lists its product as uncharacterized. The coding region runs from base 1 to 372 and encodes 123 amino acids. NCBI's taxonomy places the organism in Eukaryota, Fungi, Basidiomycota, Agaricomycetes, Polyporales, Fomitopsidaceae. The record is from RefSeq and is a predicted model, not a curated record. The transcript is spliced from 13 exons.